Spodoptera littoralis (African cotton leafworm) is the source of this 6444-nucleotide messenger RNA. Lineage: Eukaryota; Metazoa; Arthropoda; Insecta; Lepidoptera; Noctuidae. The record is from the annotation of a GenBank genome assembly.
AUGGCUGACGCGGCUGCUAGACAGUUGCAAUAUGAAUACAAAGCCAACUCGAACUUGGUGUUACAAGCUGACGUACGCCUUAUAGAGCGUCGUGGUCGUGAUGAGGCUACAGGCGAGGUGUUGUCCCUGUCAGGGAAGCUUGGUGGCACACGUAUGGGAGACAGGGCUCAGCGCACGAAGCCUGACAAAACUGAGGAACGAAAAGUCAAGAGACAGAAAAGAGAUGAAGCAUCCUAUGAGCUAUCAAAAUCUAAAACAUCCCGGGUAGCAUGGGCUGAUGAUACUCCAGGAGUCCUGUACCGACCAAGAGCACAACACACAAGGCAUGCCUACGAAAUGCUCCUCACAUUCAUGCAGAGUGCUCUUGGAGACCAGCCGAGAGAUAUUCUAUGCGGAGCAUGUGAUGAAGUGCUGGUCGUGCUAAAGAAUGAUAAGUUGAAGGAUCCGGAGAAGAAAAAGGAGAUUGAAAUGCUGCUCGGACCUGUUGCCGAUGAGAGAUUUGCUUUGCUUGUUAAUUUGGGCAAGAAGAUCACAGACUUCAACAUCAGUUCCUCAGCGGAGGGCAACAGUGAGAUAGAUGAGACUUACGGCAUCAACGUGCAGUUCGAGGAGUCCUCCGAGGAAGAUGAUGAGGAUGCUUACGGAGAGGUUCGUGAGGAGGACAAAGAGGAUGGUGAGGGUUCAGAGAAUGAGAAGGAGAAAGACAGCAGUGCUGACGAGGACAGCGAUGCAGAGGGCAAGAGGAACGCUAUACAUGCUAACCUAACUGAAGAACAAACACAAAAACGAAGGGACGCGACGCUCCACCCAAUGGAUAUAGAUGCCUACUGGCUCCAGCGUCGCCUCUCCCGUCACUUCCCAGACGCGAUGGUGUCCCAGGCGAAGUCCUCCGAAGUCCUCACGGCUUUGGGAGAGGCGGCCGAUGAUAGGGACCUGGAGAAUAGGCUCGUUUUGCUAUUGGGAUAUGACUGUUUUGAAUUCGUGAAGCUUUUAAAUAAGUAUCGGUAUACAGUUCUAUACUGCACGAAGCUAGCGUCGUCUCAGUCGGAGAGCGAGCGCGCCGCCAUCAGGGAGGAGAUGUCCAAACAACCGCAUCUACAGAAGAUACUAGCUCAGCUGGAGACUGGGAAGGGGGAUGACGAGACAUCACAGCAAUCAUCCGAAGCGCCCAGAAAGCGUCAUAAAUCAGACCCUGAGUCCACAUCCUCCACGGGUCAGGUGACAGGGAACCGGAAAGUGUUACAGCUGGAAGAGCUCAUGUUUGCAGCUGGAGCUCACUUCAUGGCUAACAAACGGUGCCAGUUGCCACCUGGAUCCUUCAGGAAGCAAAGGAAAGGUUACGAAGAAGUCCACGUCCCUGCUUUGAAGCCCAAGCCUUUUGAUGAAGGAGAGACCCUGUUACCGAUAGAGAAGCUCCCUAAAUACGCACAGCCAGCCUUCGAGGGGUUCAAGACAUUGAACAGGAUACAGAGUCGAAUCUGCAAAGCAGCUCUGGAAACGGAUGAAAAUCUCCUAGUCUGUGCCCCGACAGGUGCGGGCAAGACCAAUGUAGCUUUACUUUGUCUGCUCAGAGAAUUGGGCAAACAUGUCAACGAUGAUGGAUCAGUCAACGUUCACGACUUCAAGAUGAUCUAUGUUGCUCCUAUGCGGUCACUUGUGCAGGAAAUGGUCGGUACCUUCAGCAAGCGCCUGUCAGCGUACAACCUCCGUGUUUCGGAGCUGACCGGGGAUCACCAGCUCACUCGGGAGCAGAUUGACGCCACACAGCUUAUUGUUUGCACGCCUGAGAAAUGGGAUAUUAUUACUAGAAAAGGUGGCGAGCGUUCCUUCACAAACUUGGUGCGCCUGAUCAUCAUUGACGAGGUCCACCUUCUCCACGACGAGCGAGGGCCAGUUCUGGAGGCACUCGUCGCCAGGACGCUGAGGACGGUCGAGCAGACUCAGGAGGAGGUUCGUCUAGUUGGUCUGUCAGCCACGCUGCCAAACUACACCGACGUGGCCGCCUUCCUGCGUGUGAAGCCGGACCAGGGACUCUUCUAUUUUGACAACUCAUUCAGACCCGUAGCCCUAGAACAGCAGUACAUAGGUGUGACUGAAAAGAAGGCGCUGAAGCGAUUCCAGGUCAUGAACGAUAUAGUGUACGAGAAGACCAUGGAACAUGCUGGCAGGAAUCAGAUCCUAGUGUUUGUGCACUCCCGUAAGGAGACAGGCAAGACUGCGCGCGCUAUCAGAGACAUGUGUCUAGAGAAGGAUACGCUCGGGCAGUUCCUCAGGGAAGGCUCGGCAAGCAUGGAAGUGCUCCGUACAGAGGCGGAGCAGGUAAAGAACCCGGAACUACGUGAGCUGCUGCCGUACGGGUUUGCUAUACAUCACGCCGGGAUGAGCAGGGUCGACAGGACUCUUGUUGAAGAUCUGUUCGCCGAUAGACAUAUACAGGUGCUGGUGUCGACGGCGACCCUGGCGUGGGGCGUGAACCUGCCGGCGCACACCGUCAUCGUCAAGGGCACGCAGGUGUACUCGCCCGAGCGGGGCCGCUGGGCAGAGCUGGGGGCGCUCGACGUGCUGCAGAUGCUGGGCAGGGCCGGCCGGCCGCAGUACGACACGAAAGGAGAGGGUAUCCUGAUCACGAACCACUCGGAGCUGCAGUACUACCUGUCCCUGCUGAACCAGCAGCUCCCGAUCGAGUCGCAGCUGGUCAGCAAGCUGCCCGACAUGCUCAACGCGGAGGUCGUGCUCGGCUCCGUGCAGAGCGUGCGGGACGCCGUCACCUGGCUCGGCUACACAUACCUGUACAUCAGAAUGCUGCGUCAGCCGGCGCUGUACGGCAUCUCGCAGGAGAAGUUCCAGGAGGACUCUCUGCUGGAACUGCACAGAGCUGACCUCAUACACACUGCUGCUAGCUUGUUGGAUAAAGCGGGCCUGAUCCGAUACGAGCGUAAAUCCGGCCACUUUCAACCUACGGAGUUAGGCCGCAUAGCGUCCCAUUUCUACUGCACAUAUGAAACGAUGCAAUGUUAUUCUCAGCUAUUGAAGCCCACGCUUGGUGAAAUUGAACUGUUCAGAGUAUUCUCUUUGUCGGCUGAGUUUAAACAUAUAGCUGUCAGGGAGGAAGAAAAACUAGAGCUUUGCAAGCUCAUGGAGAGGGUACCAAUCCCAAUAAAAGAGAGUAUAGAGGAGCCCUCAGCUAAGAUCAACGUCUUGCUCCAAGCGUAUAUAUCGCAGCUGAAAUUGGAAGGUUUUGCUCUUAUGGCGGACAUGGUGUACGUCACCCAGUCCGCUUGUCGACUGUUGAGAGCUAUAUUCGAAAUUGUGCUGCAUCGAGGCUGGGCCCAGCUAGUGGACAAGACGCUAGCUCUCUGCAAGAUGGUGGACAGACGCAUGUGGCAAUCCAUGUCUCCGCUACGACAGUUCAGGAAGAUGCCCGAAGAAGUAAUAAAAAAAUUAGAAAAGAAAAAUUUCCCAUGGGAGAAGCUGUACGAACUGGGUCCCAAUGAGAUAGGCGAGCUCGUUCGAGCGCCUAAGUUAGGCAAAAUGAUACAUAAAUACGUACAUCAGUUCCCUAAAUUGGAGCUGGCGACGCAUAUACAGCCCAUCACCAGAUCCACGUUGAGGGUCGAAUUGACCAUCACGCCUGACUUCCACUGGGACGAGAAGAUUCACGGCCAAUCAGAAGCCUUCUGGAUCCUCGUAGAAGAUGUGGACUCGGAAGUAGUACUCCACCACGAGUACUUCCUACUCAAGGAGAAGUACUGCAAGGACGAGCACCAUGUCAAGUUGUUCGUGCCGGUAUUCGAACCCCUUCCCCCACAGUACUUCUUGAGGGUCGUCUCCGAUAGAUGGAUAGCAGCAGAGACUCAGCUACCAGUGUCAUUCCGUCACCUCAUCCUCCCCGAGAAGAACCUCCCCCCGACCGAGUUGCUGGACUUACAGCCGCUCCCAAUAUCGGCACUAAGAAACCCCAAGUUCGAGGAGUUGUAUAAUGAAACAUUCCCGCAGUUCAAUCCGGUGCAGACUCAAGUGUUCAACGCAGUCUACAAUUCAGAUGAGAACGUGUUCGUCGGCGCCCCAGCCGGCGCUGGCAAGUCAGUAGUGGCUGAGUUGGCACUACUUCGUCUACUGGCCACUAACCCGUCGGGGAGAGCCGUGUACCUGUUACCCAAGGACGCACUGGCUGACAUCGUGUUCGCUGAUUGUUACCAUAAAUUUGGAACUAGGUUUAAUGUUAAGGUGGUACAGCUGACCGGUGAGACGGCGACGGAUCACAAGUUGCUCAACAAAGGUCAAAUCAUUGUCACCACAGCUGACAAAUGGGACAUUCUAUCUAGAAGAUGGAAGGUCCGUAAGAGCGUCCAGAGCGUGUCCCUGUUCAUAGUGGACGCGCUCCAACUGCUGGGCGGGGAGGAGGGCCCGGUACUGGAGGUCGUCUGCUCCAGGAUGCGGUAUAUAUCCUCGCAGAUUGGUCGUCAAAUCCGUAUGGUAGCCCUGUCGCUCCCCCUGGCGGACGCGCGCGACGUGGCGCAGUGGUUGGGCUGCUCCGCCAACACUACGUUCAACUUCCACCCCAGCGUCAGACCACUGCCUCUACAGCUGCAUAUUCAGGGCUUCAACAUCUCGCACGCGGGCUCCCGGCUGGCCGCCAUGACGAAGCCCAUCUACCACGCGGUGGUCCGUCACGCGGGGCGGCGGCCGGCGGCCGUGUUCGUGCCGUCGCGGCGCGCGGCGCGCCUGCUGGCCGCCGACCUGCUGGCGCUGGCCGCGGCGCACGCCACGCCCGCCGCCUUCCUGCGCGCGCGCCCCGACAUGCUGCAGCCCUUCCUCAAGAGGGUCAACGACAAGAUGCUCCGCGAGACCCUGGCCGCUGGCGUGGCCUACCUGCACGAGGGCGUGGAGCCGGCGGACAGACGCCUGGUGCAGCAGCUGCUGGAGUCGGGCGCCGUGUCGCUGUGCGUGGUGGCCGCCGAGCUGGCCUGGGGGCUGGCCGCGCACGUCCACACCGUCAUCAUCGCCGACACCCAUGUCUACAACGGCAAGCUGCACGCGUACGAGCAGUACCCGGUGACGACGGUGCUGCAGAUGAUCGGCCGCGCCUGCAGGCCGCUGGACGACGAGCACGCCGUCGUCGUGCUCAUGUGUGUCGCGCACCACAAGACAUUCUUCACCAAGCUGCUCAACGACUGCCUGCCGCUCGAGAGUCACCUCGACCACAGACUCCACGACCACAUGAACGCGGAGAUCGUAACAAAGACUAUAGAGAACAAGCAGGACGCCGUCGACUACCUCACCUGGACCUUCCUCUACCGCCGUCUGACGCAGAACCCUAAUUAUUACAACUUGCAGGGAGUCACUCACAGGCACCUAUCAGACCACCUGUCAGAGUUGGUGGAGACGACCCUGACGGACCUGGAGCAGUCCAAGUGCAUCGCCAUCGAGGAUGAUAUGGAUGUCCAGCCACUCAACUUGGGGAUGAUCGCGUCUUACUACUAUAUCAACUAUACUACUAUAGAAUUGUUCUCCCUCUCCCUCACAAACAAGACGAAGAUCCGUGGCCUGCUGGAGAUCAUAUCCUCGGCCGCGGAGUACUCCGAGCUGUGUAUCAGACACCGAGAGGAGAAUAUCAUCAAGGCGUUAGCUGCCAAGGUCCCCCACAAGCCGACCGCGGCGUCAGGCGCUCCGGUCAAAUACAACGACCCACACGUGAAGGCCCACGUACUGUUACAAGCACAUCUCUCUCGCAUGCAGCUACCUGCAGAGCUGCAGGCGGAUACUGGCCUCGUGCUGGCCAAGGCCAUCCGCCUGAUCCAGGCGUGCGUGGACGUGGUGUCCAGCAGUGGCUGGCUGUCCCCGGCGGUGGCGGCCAUGGAGCUGGCGCAGAUGGUGACGCAGGCCAUGUGGGCCAAGGACUCCUACCUCAGGCAGCUGCCGCAUUUCACCGCGGAACUGGUGCAGAGGUGCUCCGAGAAGGGAGUGGACACAGUGUUCGACGUGAUGGAACUGGAGGACAACGCUCGCGCCAAACUACUGCAGCUGUCACCGACAGAGAUGGCAGACGUGGCGCGCUUCUGUAACCGAUACCCCAACGUCGAGCUGACUUACGAGGUCCUGAACGAGCGCCACCUCCGCGCCGGCAAGCCGAUAGUAGUGGAGGUGUCCCUGGAGAGAGAGGACGACAUCGUCGGACCUGUCAUUGCGCCCUUCUUCCCGCAGAAACGCGAGGAAGGCUGGUGGGUGGUGAUCGGUGACCCGAAGACGAACACUCUGCUCUCCAUCAAGAGAGUGUCGCUGGCUCGCAGCGCCAAGGUCCGCCUGGACUUCGUCUGCGGGGCCCCAGGGCGUCACACGUACACUCUAUACUUCAUGUCGGACGCCUACCUCGGCGCCGACCAGGAGUACAAGUUCACCGCAGAGGUCGCUGAGGCCGCCUCCGACUCCAGCGACUCGGAAUAA